Messenger RNA from Ruditapes philippinarum (Manila clam), 1572 nucleotides. Its product is annotated as 26S proteasome regulatory subunit 6B. Gene Ontology annotation, cellular component: proteasome regulatory particle, base subcomplex. Gene Ontology annotation, molecular function: ATP hydrolysis activity; ATP binding; proteasome-activating activity. The transcript has 9 exons. The record is from RefSeq and is a predicted model, not a curated record. The coding region runs from base 119 to 1375 and encodes 418 amino acids. Gene Ontology annotation, biological process: proteasome-mediated ubiquitin-dependent protein catabolic process. Lineage: Eukaryota; Metazoa; Mollusca; Bivalvia; Venerida; Veneridae.
AUCGACAUGAUGUUUUAAAAUAUAUAUUUAGAGGUGUAAAGCCUGCUUUGCAAUUCCUUUUGAGUAAUUCUCACAAAAUUCUUUUUUAACACUUAUAAACAGGAAACAGACCGGCGUCAUGGAAGAAAUUGGAAUAACUUUACCUGAAAAAGAAGACUCUGGGCUGACAGAAUCUCGUCCAGGAACUGCUCAAGCAGUGGCACAUGUAGAUCCUCUUGCCAUUGAUAUUGAAGAUUUGUAUGUGAAAUAUAAGAAACUUCAACGACAAUUGGAGUUCCUAGAGGUUCAAGAAGAAUACAUCAAAGAUGAGCAGAAAAACUUAAAGAAAGAAUAUCUACAUGCCCAAGAGGAGGUUAAACGCAUUCAAAGUGUACCACUAGUGAUUGGACAGUUUCUUGAAGCUGUUGAUCAGAACACAGGAAUUGUUGGAUCAACAACUGGAUCUAACUACUAUGUGAGAAUAUUGUCAACAAUAGACAGGGAAUUGUUGAAACCAUCAGCUAGUGUAGCCUUACAUAAACACAGUAAUGCGUUGGUUGAUGUGUUACCACCUGAAGCUGAUAGUAGCAUAACUAUGCUGGGAGCAGAUGAGAAGCCAGAUGUAGCUUAUGCAGACAUUGGAGGUAUGGACAUUCAGAAACAGGAAGUUAGAGAAGCUGUAGAACUACCACUUACACACUUUGAUCUCUACAAACAAAUUGGUAUUGAUCCACCAAGAGGUGUACUUAUGUACGGUCCACCUGGCUGUGGCAAAACUAUGUUAGCAAAGGCAGUGGCACAUCACACUACAGCUGCAUUUAUUAGAGUUGUUGGAUCUGAGUUUGUCCAGAAAUACCUGGGUGAAGGUCCACGUAUGGUCAGAGAUGUGUUCAGACUUGCAAAGGAAAAUGCUCCAGCUAUUAUAUUUAUAGAUGAAAUUGAUGCUAUAGCAACCAAAAGAUUUGAUGCACAAACUGGAGCUGACAGAGAAGUUCAAAGAAUUUUACUAGAGUUACUUAACCAAAUGGAUGGCUUUGAUCAAACAGUCAAUGUGAAGGUGAUUAUGGCCACAAACAGACAUGACACUUUAGAUCCAGCUUUACUUCGACCAGGUCGUUUAGAUCGUAAGAUAGAAUUCCCGAUUCCAGAUCGUCGUCAGAAACGUCUUAUAUUCUCCACUAUCACUGGUAAGAUGAACCUUAGUGAGGAAGUUGACCUGGAGGAUUAUGUUGCCAGACCAGACAAGAUCAGUGGAGCUGACAUUAAUGCUAUCUGCCAGGAGGCUGGUAUGCAAGCUGUUAGGGAGAACAGAUAUGUUGUUCUGGCCAAGGAUUUCGAGAAGGGAUACAAAAAUAAUAUCAAGAAAGAUGAAACUGAGCAUGAGUUCUAUAAAUAAACUGUCCUUGAACUUUAAAACUUAUUGGACCAAGUUCUGAAAACGUUUUCCGAUAUUGUACAAGUGCUAUGUAAUAACUACAAUAUUUAUAUAUGACUGGAUCUCACAUUAUGCCUAAAUACAGAUCCAGAUGGUUCAGUCUUUGAUUUAAUGGAUGUUUACUUCUUGUUCAGAGUCAAAUACAAUUAUUAAACAUG